Molecule: messenger RNA, 1861 nt
Organism: Rhopilema esculentum
Lineage: Eukaryota; Metazoa; Cnidaria; Scyphozoa; Rhizostomeae; Rhizostomatidae
Source: RefSeq, a predicted model, not a curated record
UGAUGACGAGGAUGGUGCUGACUUGGGCUGUGAUGAGGAGGAAACUACUGAUGCUACCAAUGAUGACGAGGAUGAUUCUGACGUGGGCUCUAAUAAGGAGGAAACUUCUGAUGUCUCCAACGAUGACGAGGAUGAUGCUGACGUGGGAUGUGAUGAGGAGGAAGUUUCUGAUGUCUCCAACGAUGGCGAGGAUGAUUCCGACACAAGCUCUAAUGAGGAGAGAACUUCAUAAGUCAUCUGUGAUGACUUUGACGAUGCUAAGGUAGGUGGUGCUGAGAAAGAAACUGUUGGUGCAACCAAUGAUGACGAGGAUAAUGCUGACGUGUGCUGUGAUGAGGAGGAAACCACUGAUGCCACCAAUGAUGACGAGGAUGAUGCUGACGUGGGCUCUAAUAAGGAGGAAACUUCUGAUGUCUCCAACGAUGACGAGGAUGAUGCUGACGUGGGAUGUGAUGAGGAGGAAACUACUGAUGCCACCAAUGAUGACGAUGAUGAUUCCAACACGGGCUCUAAUAAGGAGAGAACUUCAGAUAUCACCUGUGAUGACGUUGACGAUGCUAAGGUAGGUUGUGCUGAGAAAGAAACUGUUGGUGCAACCAAUGAUGACAAGGAUGAUGCUGACGUGUGCUGUGAUGAGGAGGAAACUACUGAUUCCACCAAUGAUGACGAGGAUGAUGCUGACGUUGACUGUGUUGAGGAGAAAACUACUGACGCCACCAAUGAUGGUGCUGACAUGGGCUGUAAUGAGGAGGAACUUUCUGGUGUCUCCAACGAUGGCGAGGAUGAUUCUGACGUGGACUGUGAUAAGGAGAAAAUUACUGAUGCCAGCAAUGAUGACGAGGAUGAUGCUGACUUGGGCUGUGUUGAGGAGGAAACUACUGAUGUCACCAAUGAUGAUGCUGACGUGGGCUGUAAUGAGGAGGAAGUUUCUGAUGUCUCCAACGAUGGCGAGGAUGAUUCCGACACGAGCUCUAAUGAAGAGAGAACUUCAGAUGUCACCUGUGAUGACUUUGACGAUGCUAAGGUAGGUGGUGCUGAGAAAGAAACUGUUGGUGCAACCAAUGAUGACGAGGAUAAUGCUGACGUGUGCUGUGAUGAGGAGGAAACUACUGAUUCCACCAAUGAUGACGAGGACGGUGCUGCCGUGGGCUGUGAUGAGGAGGAAACUACUGAUGCCAACAAUGAUGACGAGGAUGGUGCUGACGUGGGCUGUGAUGGGGAGGAAACUGUUGAUAUCACGAACGAUGGCAAGGUUGAUUCUGACGUGGGCUUUAAUGAGGAGUAAACUGUUGAUGUCACCAACGAUGAUGCUGACGCGGGCCGUAAUGAAGAGGAACUUUCUGAUGUCUCCAACGAUGGCGGUGAUGAUUCUGACACGGGCUGAAGUGAGAAGAAAAUUUCCUUUGAGAGUUUGAAAAUUCCUUUGAAAAUUUUCAAGUUUGGAAUUAUAGUAAACAAUCAUCGAAGACUGCAAGUAGGGCCAUAGCCGGAGGUUGGGACUAGUGGUGUGACUGACUCUUUUGAAAGAAUUGCUCUACAAAUACGAGAAAAUAAUCGGCCGUCUAGAAUUGCAUCGUUGGGGAUUUUUCAGAAUUGUCAGCAAAUAAAGGAUGGCUCACCUACUUAAUCAGCGAAUGGGAACUGGACAGCCCUUAUGAGCACAAUAGCUAGCGACGUUCUUGACAACAAGAACGAUUACUGCCAGCCAAGAUAUCAAAGAUAAGCUUGCUACCCAUUUUUUCAAGAAUGAAUCUCAGUGAAUGAAUGCACUGACUUUCACAUUUGUAUCUGAAGUGAUAAUCGAAAUAUUGCAACUAUUUACAAUGCAAUCAAGAAUAUCCCACGUGGAAAUAAAUUGUCA